CUAGUGAGAACUAUACAUGUACCAUGUAAAAGGAUCAGUAAAAAUGACAUUGUAGAAUUCUUGAAAGGGAUUAUUUCUGAGCAGACUGGAGUCGCAAUCAACAGCAUUUCAGUCACAGGCAACCUGACAUCCUAUGGAAUAGACUCAAUCGGUGUUGUUAAAGCAACUCAAAAACUCUCAGAUUUCCUUGGCACACCAGUUGCAGCUAUUGAUGUUUUCACUGCAUCAUGCAUUCAAGAAUUGGCUAGCUUCUCUGAGGAUCUUCUGUCAAAGACUCGGCCUCAGCUAGUGAGAACUAUACAUGUACCAUGUAAAAGGAUCAGUAAAAAUGACAUUGUAGAAUUCUUGAAAGGGAUUAUUUCUGAGCAGACUGGAGUCGCAAUCAACAGCAUUUCAGUCACAGGCAACCUGACAUCCUAUGGAAUAGACUCAAUCGGUGUUGUUAAAGCAACUCAAAAACUCUCAGAUUUCCUUGGCACACCAGUUGCAGCUAUUGAUGUUUUCACUGCAUCAUGCAUUCAAGAAUUGGCUAGCUUCUCUGAGGAUCUUCUGUCAAAGACUCGGCCUCAGCUAGUGAGAACUAUACAUGUACCAUGUAAAAGGAUCAGUAAAAAUGACAUUGUAGAAUUCUUGAAAGGGAUUAUUUCUGAGCAGACUGGAGUCGCAAUCAACAGCAUUUCAGUCACAGGCAACCUGACAUCCUAUGGAAUAGACUCAAUCGGUGUUGUUAAAGCAACUCAAAAACUCUCAGAUUUCCUUGGCACACCAGUUGCAGCUAUUGAUGUUUUCACUGCAUCAUGCAUUCAAGAAUUGGCUAGCUUCUCUGAGGAUCUUCUGUCAAAGACUCGGCCUCAGCUAGUGAGAACUAUACAUGUACCAUGUAAAAGGAUCAGUAAAAAUGACAUUGUAGAAUUCUUGAAAGGGAUUAUUUCUGAGCAGACUGGAGUCGCAAUCAACAGCAUUUCAGUCACAGGCAACCUGACAUCCUAUGGAAUAGACUCAAUCGGUGUUGUUAAAGCAACUCAAAAACUCUCAGAUUUCCUUGGAACACCAGUUGCAGCUAUUGAUGUUUUCACUGCAUCCUGCAUUACAGAAUUGGCUAACUUCUCUGAAGAUCUUCUAUCAAAGACUCAGCCUCAGCUUUCAAGCAAUGAAUCCAAUGUUCCAGAAGCUGAUAUUGAUUGUACUGAAUUGGUUGUGGAGGUAUCCAAGUCUCGCCAAUGGAGUAUCCGCUUACUUCAAUUCUUUGCACUUAUUUACAUCUCUAUCAUGCUGGCCUCUCCUGCCUAUCUAUCCAUCACUGCUUUUUUAAAUUCCAACCUAUGUGCCAGUAAAUCAGUUGCUGGAGUUCCUUGGUUAAAUUACAUGAUUUCCCUGAUUUUUGCACCUCUUGCUUGGAUUCAUUGCAUUGCUUCUACUUGCAUUUGCAUUUCAUUGUUUGGAAGUUCUUUAUUGGGGUUAAACUAUGAACUUACCUCUGAAAUCUCCAUCUACUCAGUGGAUUUUGUCAAGUGGUGGGCACUAUACAAGAGCCAAGAAAUUUCCUCUAAAGUUUUGGCCGUACACCUCAGAGGAACGGUAUUUCUCAAAUACUGGUUCGAGAUGUUGGGUGCGAAAAUUGGAUCCUCAGUUCUCAUUGAUACAGUUGACAUCACAGACCCUGCUCUGGUGUCAAUUGGAGACGAAGCUGUCAUUGCGGAAGGUGUUUUGGUUCAAAGCCAUGAGGUAAAGAAUGGAAUUCUAAGUCUCCGUCCCAUUAGGAUCGGAAAAUGUUCUUCUAUUGGACCUUAUGCUGUUGUUCAAAAAGGAAGCGUUAUUGGAGAGAGUGCUGAAGUACAAGCCUUGCAAAAGGUUGGCGGAGGCGAGCAUGUUCUAAAGCCGAAUAAACUUAAUAAUAUUGAUAAGAAUAAAGAUCUUCCGGUUAUUAGCAGCAAAACUCAACAUGAUACCAUCUACCACUUUAUAGGGAUCUAUCUUGUUGGCUUUCUCAGCUCCCUCGCCGCAGCCAUUGCAUACUUCUUAUAUAUCAAAAUCUCCAAGCAACCUCCAUCACUCCAACACUUUUCAUUUGUUUGCAUAUGUGGGGCCUUUCACUGGAUCCCGUUUAUCAUCAUUGCAUAUGCUACCAUGUUUUCUGAUGUCUCAUCCAACCCCAUCACCUUUGCCAUUUCAUUUACCAGCGCCUACUUGCUUCACAGUCUCAUACUCAUCACUCUCACCGCAGUUUUUACUCGCCUCCUCAAUCAAAACCAAACCAAAUUCAAAACAUGGCUUCGAUAUCAAAUGAAUAUUUCCUGCCACCUUAGAUGUGCAAAGUUUCUCUCAGGAACUGAAGCCUUCUGUGUAUAUUUACGCCUUUUGGGAGCAAAAAUCGGAAAACAUUGCUCCAUUAGAGCCAUCAACCCGGUUUCAAACCCAGAGUUAAUGUCGAUUGGCGCCGGCGUCCAUAUCGGAGAUUUUAGCAAAAUAAUUACAGGGUUUCAUUCUUCCAAUGGUUAUGUCUGGGGAAAAAUUGAGGUUCAUGAUAAUUCAGUUAUCGGAAGUCAAAGCCUAAUCCUCCCUAAUUCUCUUAUCCAAAAGAAUGUGAUUCUUGGUGCACUUUCAUUAGCACCAAUGAAUUCUAUACUCCAAGAGGGUGGUUUAUAUAUUGGAUCACAAACACAAUCCCAUGUAGGUAAUUUAUCUGCAACAUUAAACAAAGAAGAUUCACAAAAAUUGACAUUGACUAGAACAUGGUACCAAACCUUCACAUCACUCUUCACUCAGCCAUUUCUACAAACAGCUUCACCUCAUAUCUUAUUGGGUCUAUCAAUUUAUGCUCCUUUGAACUUAAUUUUUCACCUUUCCAAGAAAGUUCCAAUCUUUUGGCUACUUCCUUUGUUUUGGAUUCUCUCAGGCACUAUGGCAGCAUUAACAUGUGUUAUAGCCAAAUGGGUUCUUGUUGGAAAAAAGAAACCAGGCGAAAAACUUCCAAUAUGGAGUAAAAGAAUCAUCAUGGAUAGUACAUGGCAAGCUAUUAGAACUUUAAUUGGAGAUUAUUUUAUGGAAAUGACAAGUGGGUCAUUUAUGUUUGUGAUGUGGAUGAAGAUGAUGGGUGGUGAUGUGGAUGAAGAUGUUUAUGUUGAUAGUAUGGGGGCAUUAUUGAACCCUGAGAUGGUGAAGAUUGAGAGAGGAGGUUGUGUUGAGAAAGAUGCAUUGUUAUUUGGACAUAUAUAUGAAGGUGAUGAAGGAGGGAUGGUGAAGUUUGGAGAGAUUAAGAUUGGUGAAGAUGGGUUUGUUGGGAGUAGAGCUAUGGUUAUGCCUGGUGUGGUAUUGGAGAAUGACGCUAAUCUUGCUGCUUUCUCACUUGCAAUGAAACAAGAAAUUAUUAGGUCUACAUAAAAAUAUGCUCGAACUCGAUUAUAUAGAACAAACAUGGAAGGAGGAAGACACAUUGCAACAAGCAUAGAGGUUGCAAGGUUUAAGAAUGAAAGUGUUUCUGGUGGCACAGUAGAAGACUCAGCAAGAAAAGUUCCAACAGGACCUGACCCUCUUCAUCACAACAAUAACCCUUUAGACCCUUGAGUUUAUUGUUAACGCACAUUUUGAAUGAUGCUUCAAUAUCAUAUCAUUUACUCAGUACUCAAGUUUUUGUAAUUUAUAUAUAUAUAUAUGAUGAUACCUUCUACAAUAUAAAUCUUGUUUUUGUAUGAAAAUCACAUUUAUUUGGGGUA
Cicer arietinum (chickpea) is the source of this 3713-nucleotide messenger RNA. RefSeq lists its product as uncharacterized. The record is from RefSeq and is a predicted model, not a curated record. NCBI's taxonomy places the organism in Eukaryota, Viridiplantae, Streptophyta, Magnoliopsida, Fabales, Fabaceae.